Molecule: messenger RNA, 396 nt
Organism: Lachancea mirantina
Lineage: Eukaryota; Fungi; Ascomycota; Saccharomycetes; Saccharomycetales; Saccharomycetaceae
Source: the annotation of a GenBank genome assembly
AUGGCUGCUUCUUUACCACACCCAAAGAUCGUCAAGAAACACUCAAAGAAGUUCAAGCGUCAUCACUCUGACCGUUACAAGAGAGUCGCUGAGAACUGGAGAAAGCAAAAGGGUAUUGACUCUGUUGUCAGAAGAAGAUUCAGAGGCAACAUUGACGAGCCAAACAUCGGUUAUGGUUCCAACAAGAAGACCAGAUUCAUGUCUCCUUCUGGUCACAAGACCUUUUUGGUUUCUAACCUAAAGGACUUGGAAUUGUUGACCAUGCACACCAAGACUUACGCUGCUGAGAUCGCUCACAACGUGUCUUCCAAGAACAGAGUCGUUCUCUUGGCCAAAGCCAAGGCUUUGGGCGUCAAGGUUACCAACCCUAAGGGCCGUUUGGGUUUGUCCGCUUAA